UUGUUUUCCCUGUAUUUUAGGCUGAAAAGAAAAUAUGAACUUGUUUAACUAAAAUUAGGCAAUAAUUUAACAUGGCAAAAUCCAGAAGUACAUCAAGUAUACCAGAUGAGUUAAAAGAAAAACUGGCGUCCUUAGAUACAGCGUUGACACAGAUUGAAACUGUUUUCCAGCCUUUGCUCAAAACAAACCAGUCAGAGCUUUAUGAAAAGAUAAGUGCAAUGGAAAAAGCAAAAUUAGAAUUGGCAGGAGUUUACUCUAUCAAUUCACUAUUUUGGGUGUACCUAAAUAUUUGUGGAGUAAACCCCAAAGAACAUGGCAUAAAACAAGAAUUGGAAAGAAUUAAAAGUUACAUGGAUAGAGCAAAAAAUAUACAAGACAGAGCAAAAGCUCCAAGAGUUGACAAAUCAGCAUCAAAGAGAUUUGUAAAGAGUGCUUUAUGGAAAGCUGCUCAAAAACAGACAGAAAAACAAAGCACCGAAGAUGAUGCAAGGGCAAAUACUCCUGCUUCAUCAUCUCAAGACCAAGAUGCUCCAUCCACCUCUACAGCUGAUACAUCUUACACAAAAGACCCCAAGAUGACAGAACCACCGGCAAAAAAAAGGAGAAAAAGAUAACUUAAAGGAUGUUUUAAACUAUCCACAAAUAAGUCAAGUUCAUCUGAUGAACUAUGGUGCUAAUUUGAAUGACUGCUUACAUAUAUGUAUUAGGUUUUUAUAUUCAUUGAAUGGAGGAAACUGUAAAGGCACUAGACAGGAAUUUUCAGUAUAAGGUAUUAAACUGAAGAACAGAGGAGUUUCCAGAAGAUCAGCAUUUCGUACCUGUUUGUAUGAUACCUAUUUUCCAUGAAGUUUUGUUCCCUUGUGAAUUAUAUGACUUGGAUAUGAUGUAUUAAAGGACUGAGAUUUGAA
Molecule: messenger RNA, 908 nt
Organism: Saccostrea echinata
Lineage: Eukaryota; Metazoa; Mollusca; Bivalvia; Ostreida; Ostreidae
Product: nuclear nucleic acid-binding protein C1D-like
Exons: 5
Coding region: 72-614 (180 amino acids)
Biological process (GO): regulation of gene expression; maturation of 5.8S rRNA
Cellular component (GO): nucleolus; exosome (RNase complex)
Molecular function (GO): RNA binding; DNA binding
Source: RefSeq, a predicted model, not a curated record